Messenger RNA from Ochotona curzoniae (black-lipped pika), 4928 nucleotides. RefSeq names its product regulating synaptic membrane exocytosis 2 (gene RIMS2). Gene Ontology annotation, molecular function: small GTPase binding; transmembrane transporter binding. Gene Ontology annotation, cellular component: cytoskeleton of presynaptic active zone; presynaptic membrane. The record is from RefSeq and is a predicted model, not a curated record. Lineage: Eukaryota; Metazoa; Chordata; Mammalia; Lagomorpha; Ochotonidae. The transcript is spliced from 6 exons. Gene Ontology annotation, biological process: calcium ion-regulated exocytosis of neurotransmitter; regulation of membrane potential; positive regulation of synaptic transmission. The coding region runs from base 748 to 2082 and encodes 444 amino acids.
ACUGUAUCAUAAAAUGAUGAUGAUGAUAGUAAUAAUAAUUAUUAUUAUUUUUAAAAAGAAAGAACUACUACUGUAGUUUGCAGAGUCCUCCUGUAACAAAACAUCUUAAAUCUCCAGGGACACAUACCCAGUGCUGUGACAUGACUAGGACUGGAAUCAUGGUAUCCAAGCAUACCCUGAGAAAUUGUUUAAGAUGCUUGACUUGUCUCUGUUUACAAAGAAAAAGAAUGAAGCAAUCUUCUGACUGCUGGUAAAAUGAGUUAUUGAAACUGCUUUAUUUCUGGAGUAGAGACUUGGAGUUUGCAGAAUGCAUCUUUGCUUUGUUUCUAGAAUGUCUGAGUUGCUUCCUGAUUUAUGUGCGUGCUUAGCUGUGCAGUGUGCGUAGCAACACUGUUAGCAACGGUGGGUGGCAGAUUAAUUAUUUAGAGAAAGAAAGCGUUACAAAUUCCUGAAAUUAAAGUUGACAGACAUCACUGUGGUUUUUCAUUCUUGAUUUUUUUGGUUUUGUUUGUUUUGGUCUUUGGUGAAGAAAGAAAAUAAAAGAGAAACCUUCAACUGCAAGCUUUUCUGGAACCUGGUAAAGACUGGAGACCAUUUGUGUUAUGACUUGAAGAUAUAUAUGUUAGUAUUUCUGCUCCAUUCUUGAGGAGCGCUAACAGAUUGUUAAAGUGCAUCCGAGGAUAGGAAAAGUGACUACCAAAAAACGCACCUGACAGAUCUGGACCCGUCUGAGAUGGCUCAUUGCUUAUGAUUUGUCACCGCUUUCUGGCUUUACCCACUGGUGGGGAAAGGGUGUCCGGGGAGCUGCUCGGGGUGGGCUGCCCAGACCCCGAGGCGAGCGCCCCGGGCUGCCAACCACGCCUCCCCCUGCGGCCGCUGAUUGGUGGGGCCUCAGCAUCAGCAGCAUCGCCCAGCGAGGGAGGGCGCCGCGCCUUCAGCAGCUCCAGUCGCCGGGAUCCUCGGCUCCCCCGGGCGAGACCUGGAGCUUGCACUGCGAGCCACCGCUUCUACCCGACCGCCUGCUGCCCACUCGCUCCUCUACUCUCUGGCCCUCCCCAGCAAAAGUGGCGCCUUCGGCAGCCAGGACAACCUCGUCUCCUCCAGGGCGGCUCGGGGAGGAGGAGGUUCCUGACCCUCUGGCUUCGGAGCCACUGCGGUCGCUGCACCCCAGCCGCCAAGACGCCUCGUAUCUUGUACCGCGGGAAAAGCGGAUCCUCAUCCAAGAUGGGCCGGCAGGGCUCGGGGGGCGCCGGCAAUGCAGGGCGCUCCAUGCAGCGCUCCCAGAGCCGGAGCAGCCUGUCUGCCUCCUUUGAGGCCCUGGCGGGCUACUUCCCCUGCAUGAACUCUCUGGAGGAGGAAGAAGGAGAAGCAGGUGGUAAAAAAUUACGGAGCACUGUCCAGAGAAGUACGGAGACAGGUCUGGCAGUGGAAAUGAGGAACUGGAUGACUCGACAAGCCAGCCGAGAAUCUACAGAUGGCAGCAUGAACAGCUACAGCUCGGAAGGAAAUCUGAUUUUCCCUGGUGUCCGCUUGGCCUCCGACAGCCAAUUCAGUGAUUUCCUGGAUGGCCUUGGGCCUGCUCAGCUGGUGGGACGCCAGACCCUGGCUACACCUGCAAUGGGUGACAUUCAGGUAGGCAUGAUGGACAAAAAGGGACAGUUGGAGGUGGAAAUCAUUCGGGCCCGUGGCCUUGUUGUAAAACCAGGUUCCAAGACACUGCCAGCACCAUACGUAAAGGUGUAUCUCUUAGAUAAUGGAGUCUGCAUAGCCAAAAAGAAAACAAAAGUGGCAAGAAAAACGCUGGAACCUCUUUAUCAGCAGCUGUUAUCUUUUGAAGAGAGUCCCCAAGGAAAAGUUUUACAGAUUAUUGUCUGGGGAGAUUAUGGUCGCAUGGAUCACAAAUCCUUCAUGGGAGUGGCUCAGAUACUUUUAGAUGAACUGGAACUAUCCAACAUGGUGAUUGGAUGGUUUAAACUUUUUCCACCUUCCUCUCUAGUAGAUCCAACAUUGGCCCCUCUGACAAGAAGAGCCUCCCAAUCAUCUCUGGAAAGUUCAACUGGACCUUCCUACUCUCGCUCAUAGCAGCUGUAAAACUGUUGUCACAGCAACCAGCGUUCCAAAAAAAAAAAAAAAAUUUCACAGGUCGCCAACCCUGGUAACACUGCAUGCUUAAUAUUGUGUCUUCUGAGCCUGUUUCUAGGGAUACGAAGCGAUCCUGUGUUCUCAGAGGAAGUCGCACACAUUGUGCCCUAACGAAGGCCCUCAGGUGAAGAACUAUCAGCUGUGGAGUUCAGUGACACUCAUUUUUGGUCCAAUCUGAAGCCAUGGAUUAAUCUCAAAGAAUCAGUCAGUUUCAUGCAACAAAAGCCCUUUUCAAUGGCACCUUUAUAUUUUUAUCUUACCUUUUUCUUCAUUUAUCUGACCCCAAAGCCCUGUUACGCCACAGACAUGGAGUUGUAUAACCAUUAAGCCAUGUUACAGAUCAAGGAGACAAGUUCUAGGAAGCAUCAGGUGAAAAGCCUAAGACCAAAGAACUGGUCAGGAGCAGGGCACAAGCCCCUCUCUGGAUGAUGAAGCAGGGUGGUCAGUCCAGAAGGGAGAGAGAGACCGACUGGGCAGCUCCAGUGGACACCUCCUUCACCAAUGCCAAGACACAUUGGACUCUGGAAACAAGAUCUGUGGCAACACUGGACUGAAUGAAAUUAAAGAAACUCUUUUUGCAUGGACACAGAUUAGCUGAAUACAUAAAUUAUUUUCUUGGGGCUGCAACUUGCAAAACAAGAAUAAAAAUCAGCCAUUUUCAACAAUUUAUAUUAUUUUUAAAAAUAAAUUUCACUAGUGCAUGGUUUUAAAGGGGGAGAGAAUGCAACAGGGUGAUACAAAGACAGACCAUGUUUAUUCUUUAAACUACGCAGUCUGUGUUUUGGCAGACAUUACAAACGAAAGUACUUUCUAAAAAAUACUGAAAAUUCUGUUUCUGUGACAAAUAAGUAUAAUAUACUCAAUUUAUUUCCAUGUUAAAUAUACAAAUCUUAUGAAGUUCAAUAUGUGCAAAUUUUUCACAUCUUCUUUCGUCUUCUCUGUCUCACUUUUCCUAUUGUCCCCUCUUUUACUCUUUUCUUUCUACUUACCAGAAUGAACCAUAUGCUAAAAGCUUACUAAGUUUUCAUCUGAUCCUCUCUUACACCCCAUGUUUCAUUCAGAACUAUCAGUGCUUCUGAAUUUAUAAAUUUCUCAAGGAAAAACAACUCUUUAAGAGCUUUCUUUAUUUCAAGCAUGUUGAAAAGGAUUUUGCAACAUGACUUGGGAGUACAUUAAAGUAAGUCAGCAUGUAUUCGACAAAGAAGAUAUUCGAACUUUUGCAAUUGUACAGUGCAUGGUAAUUUUUUUUCACCUUCAAAAUUCUGUUUACAGGAAAUUCCUAAAAUCAUGUGGCCAUUGUGAUGUCUAAUGAGUUUAUUUUUAGCACCAGCAUUAUUCAUACAGGGGUUAAAGUAUUAUUUAUAGAAGGUCGUAGGUUUUGUUUGUUUUUUAAUCAGUUAAAGCAAUUUCUUUAGCCAGUUUCCAUUUCCUAUGUGAAUAGAAACAAUGCUGAAAAUUUGGAGCCCCCAAACACAGGGCUGUUUAUUAAUUCAUUUUUCUGUAGUAAAAAUUCAAUUUUUCACAAAUUAUAUUUCUAAAGAAAUAUAGUAAGCAUAAAUUUGCAACAAUUUUAAAGCUCCAAUUUUUAGGUGACACAAAAAAGUCAGUAUGCCUAUUGAUAGUUCCUUGAUGCCAUCACCAAAAGUCUCCGAGAAAAAUCCCUUAAGUCACAACCCCUGCCUUUGCUUUCACAGACAUUGGGUGGUGCUGCAAGGUCAACUUUCUUCCCAGUUCCCCUAUUUGGAGGAAGAGUCACUGGUUAAUGUAAUAAGCCACCCAUAUUUUCUUGUUGUUAAUGCAUACUUUAAUUAUUCAUACAUUGUUAUGAAUUAAGUUCCUUGUAAUAAUUUUUGAAAUCCACAUACAUUCCGUUUCUUUUGAUUAAGGCCAUGCACAAAAUUUGUCUUCUUUGCUUUUAUUUUUUUGAUUCAGUGCUGACCAUUAAAAGUUGUUAUGCUUGAUAUGGUGCAAAAGUUAAAAAUGAGUAUCACUAAAAAUGCCUUCUCUUUACGUGGUGCAAUAUGAAAUACACCGAGCCUGUGUCUUGAUGUUUUGUGAUAUGCGAUGGACCCAGGUAAAAUUAUUAAAAGAAAGGAGAAAACUGUAUCGAAGUAAUUUAGACACCUGUGUACCAGCAGCAAUUGAUUUAAAUAGGCCUGUAAUGUCUACACUACCCCCUUAGAAUAAAGGUCAUCCAUUCUCCCGAUAGUAAGAUGCAGUCACAUUAUCUUUUGUGCAUAUUCCUAUACAAAUUAUUUCUAAUUUUAAUAAGAAGGACAUAACUGUGUGGAAUAUUUGUACAUACUUGUCAUUAUGCAGUAUUUAUUUAAAAGUUGGUGUAUUUUGUGUUUUUUUGUUUGUCUUUUUGAAUUUUCACAUGUCUGCACCUCAACUAUGAUUUAGUCAUGUAAAUAGCACCAUGCCAGUGACCAUUGCUGCCCUGUACAUAGUAUGUUUUCAAAGUAAAGGGAAUUUCAGUUGGGGGGGGAAAGAGGGAGGAUUAGUCCUGUAACCAACACACCAACUAAUGUAAAUCAAAUUCAUUCUGGUGAUGGUAUUAACACUUUAAAUAAAACAUUUUCUUUACAGACGCUGUGUGAAGUGCUUUCUCUGACUUCUCCCCUGCCACAGCUUAUCCUUGACCUCAUUUGUCGUUGAAAGACUACAAGAUCAUCCUUUCCUAACUCUGCAUAGGCUAUGGUUUUAGCCAAAAUUCCUCAGGAGAGCAUUGCUUUGAGGUCCCUGAAGCUCUCUGCUCACAUCAUUGAAAGAUGCUAGAUUUUUUG